UUCAUGUUACUCAGCUUUGAAUGAGAAAAACCUCAAUGUGGGGCAAAAAGGGUGGUAAAGCGGAAGGAGAAGUUAGGGACUGAGCUGCUUUGCAGACCAGUAUUUGAAAGUGAACAGCCGAUUUGACAAGAAGCAAAAACCACAGAAUAGAGUAUCACAUCGUCUUUCUGUUCACUUUUUUUCACAAACGAUUCAGGUUCUUCCUACUAUCUUCUGCCACCUCCUUGCUUUUCUCUACUUACUUCACAGAUGUCUCUGAGGUAGGUAACCUGGUCCAAUCCUGAAGAAUUCAAGGGCAGAAAAGAAGUCUACUUGUGAAGUUUUCUUGUCCCUGGUAUGCGCAGGAAAUGAAGACAUUGCCUGGCAUGUUUGGAAUUGGGAAAUUGUGCCUGGUAUUCGUCCUAAUCCCACAUCUGAGCAUCUGGAGUAUCAACGGUGAAAAAUCAUGUAAAGAACAACUGCAUGUAAAGAGACAUUCCAUAUACACUGUCUCAGCAGGGAAAUCAUUUGAUCUGAAAUGCCCUGUGAAAUACUGUACUAACAGACCUGAUGUGAUCUGGUGCAAACUCGAAGGAAAAAGCUGUUUAUCUUUUAGGUAUAAACAUCAUACAUACACAAGUUGGGACGAAAAGGAAAAUAUUUCAGCUUUUAUUCUGCAUUUUAAUCGUGUGCUGCCUGAUGAUACCGGGUCAUACCGCUGUUCUGCGAAUCUUUCAUCUGGACUUGUUGAAAGCCAUUCAAUUACCAUUAAUGUGACAGAAUGGACUAGAAAUAAUUCCAAAUACCCUCUGAUAACAUCGACUCACAUUUCAGAUACAACCAGUGCCUCAGGACCACCCUCUGCAAAAGUGACAGAUGAAAGACAAUGGAUGCUUUAUAGUCUGCUUCCUUUAGGAGCAUUGAUUCUGCUUACUAUCUGUGUCUACCUAUUCUGCUGCCUUCGAAGGCACCAAGAACCAUGGAUAAUGAUUUCCUCGGGGACAACUCAUCCUUCCACCAAAAAGACAGAUGGAUUAUUUCAGGUCCUGUCCAGUCAUGCAGAACAAAAGAAGCCUUCUGAUACAGCAAGAAGGGAAGUUAACCUGGUUGACAUUCCUCAGCCCUUUAGGAGUGAGCAAACUGAAGUGGGAACCAGGCAAAAUCCCCAAACACUGCCAUCAGAGACUAGUACUUAUCAUAAUGAGCCCUGGUUCAGGGUCCAGGAAGAGUCUGAAGUUUAUUCUAACCCAUGUCUGGAGGAAAACAAACAGAGCAUUGUUUAUGCCUCCCUGAACCAUUCUGUCACUGGAAUAAACCCAAGACAACCAAGGAAUGUGAAAGAGGCACCCACAGAAUAUGCAGCCAUAUGUGUAAGGAGUUAAAUUCCAUCUGGAUCUCCAACCAAUGAUCACUGAAUGAUCAGCAUAUCAAUGCCAUCUUCUGAGCCCAACAAAAUAUCAGACAGUAUAUCUUGACCUGAGAAGUUUCACUUCAAGGAGGUUCAUGUUGGUGCUUGGGUCUUCAGGGUCCAUAGGACAAAUGACUAAAAUUUCUCCCCCCAAAUUACGAGAGAACUUUUUUACAGCAUAGCACUGAACAAUAACACAAAAACCCUUCCCUCCAAAAAUGAAUGGUAUUAUGAAUAGCAGGGUAGCAGAACAUUUAAACUUAGAUACAUUUUACCCAAUGGACGAAGUUAGUAUAUUUUUUGGAGGAUGAGAGAUACAUGUAAGCAAGAGAGAUUUGUGUUAUCUGGAUUAGUUCACUACACUCUCUUGACGAAGAAAGAAUGUCCCAGUUUGAUUGACU
This is a messenger RNA of Mustela erminea (ermine), 1788 nucleotides long. It is a transcript of the gene BTLA, whose product is annotated as B and T lymphocyte associated. The record is from RefSeq and is a predicted model, not a curated record. The transcript has 7 exons. Gene Ontology annotation, biological process: immune response-regulating cell surface receptor signaling pathway. Bases 348 to 1361 code for a protein of 337 amino acids. Gene Ontology annotation, cellular component: plasma membrane. Gene Ontology annotation, molecular function: signaling receptor activity. NCBI's taxonomy places the organism in Eukaryota, Metazoa, Chordata, Mammalia, Carnivora, Mustelidae.